AGGAUUAAUAUAAAAGUGAGAUCAUUUUCAUCAAACAGUAUCGAAUUGUAUCACACACAUACAACAUGUUCGCUAAGAUUUUGGCUGUUUCUGCUUUGGUAGCUUGUGCUCAAGCUGGAGUUAUUGGUGUUGGACAUCAUGCCACUUCCUACUCCUCCCUCAGCGAUGCACCAGUAACUCACUACGCUUCUGCCCCAGUAGCUGGACACUACGCCGCCCCAAUUGCCGCUUACCACCAUGCUCCAGCCGUAGUUAAGGCCGUCGUCCCAGUAGCUCACUACGCCGCCCCAGUUGCUGCUUACCACGCCGCUCCAGUCGCUGCUUACCACCAUGUUCCAGCUGAUGUCAAGGCUGUUGCCCCAGUAGCUCAUUAUGCCGCCCCAAUCGUCAAAUCUGUCCACCAAGAAGUAUACCCAGAUACCCAUCCAGAAUACUCUUACCAAUACGGAGUCCAAGAUGCCCACACCGGUGAUGUCAAGAACCAACACGAAGAACGUGAUGGAGAUGUUGUCAAGGGAUACUACACCUUGGUCCAACCUGAUGGCGUCACCCGUACCGUCCACUACACCGCUGACGCCCACAACGGAUUCAACGCUGAAGUAGAAUACAAAGGAGAGCCAAUCGUCCAAAAAGCUGUUGUAGCCAAGACAAUCGUUGCUGCUGCCCCAGUAUACAAAGCAUACCAUCAUUAA
Molecule: messenger RNA, 692 nt
Organism: Nicrophorus vespilloides
Lineage: Eukaryota; Metazoa; Arthropoda; Insecta; Coleoptera; Silphidae
Product: larval cuticle protein A2B-like
Exons: 2
Coding region: 66-692 (208 amino acids)
Cellular component (GO): extracellular matrix
Source: RefSeq, a predicted model, not a curated record